Acanthisitta chloris (rifleman) is the source of this 319-nucleotide messenger RNA. RefSeq names its product syntaxin binding protein 6 (amisyn) (gene STXBP6). The record is from RefSeq and is a predicted model, not a curated record. The transcript is spliced from 2 exons. NCBI's taxonomy places the organism in Eukaryota, Metazoa, Chordata, Aves, Passeriformes, Acanthisittidae. The annotation marks the transcript as partial.
AUGUUCUUUAUUAUAUGUUCAGUGACAAACAAGAAACCAGCUCAAGCAUCUAUUACGAAGGUGAAGCAAUUUGAAGGCUCUACAUCUUUUGUCAGGAGAACCCAGUGGAUGCUCGAGCAGCUUCGCCAGGUCAAUGGUAUAGAUCCUAAUCGGGAUUCCCCAGAAUUUGAUUUAAUAUUUGAAAAUGCUUUUGACCAAUGGGUAGCAAACACAGCUUCAGAAAAAUGCACAUUCUUCCAGGUUCUGCAUCACACUUGUCAGCGAUACCUUACAGACAAGAAGCCAGAAUUUAUCAACUGCCAGUCUAAAAUUAUGGGAG